UCGUAUUCUCAAGAUGAAUUUGAAGAGAGUGGACCACCAUUUUUGUACUAUGGUGAAUUUUACUCUGAUGAUUUGUACCAGAAUUUGAUUCAAGAUGAAUCUUACCUGAAUCAAGAUGAAUCGUACCAAGAUGAAUCGUACCAAGAUGAAUCGUACCAAGAUAAACCGUGCCAAGAUGAAUCGUAUCAAAGUGAUUCAUACCAAAAUAAAUUAUAUUCUAAUGAAUCAUACCAAGGUGAUCCAUAUUAUGACAAACCUUGCCCAAAUGAAUCAUCAUCCCAAGUGGAAUCUUCAACUUACAAUGAAACCUCUACAAAUGAUGC
This is a messenger RNA of Racocetra persica, 323 nucleotides long. The record is from the annotation of a GenBank genome assembly. NCBI's taxonomy places the organism in Eukaryota, Fungi, Glomeromycota, Glomeromycetes, Diversisporales, Gigasporaceae.